AUUUCGCGAUUUUAUAUUUUAGCAAUUAAAUAGUAAAGUAUAUAAAAUACGGUAAAUUGUGUAUAAUGCGGUUUGUAUCGCAACUAUUUCAACCAUUAUUAACCAUACCAAAGAAUGCGAAGAUCAAGAAUACAGAGAUAACUUGCAAGAGCCAAAAGCUCCUACUCGAAUGUGGUCUAAUCCGUCCCACAUCCCCCGGUUUCUUCGCCCUCCUACCUCUUGCCCGGCGCGCCUUAGACAAGCUAGAAGCUCUUGUCAAGCGACAUAUAGAGGCGGCUGGCGGGCAGCGGGUGUCGCUACCUGCGUUGACAGCUGCGGGGCUGUGGGAGAAGACGGGACGGAUUACGGAGGAGUUGUUGAAAGUGCAGGAUCGGCAUGGGAAGAAGUUUGUGCUUGCCCCAACACAUGAGGAAGCUAUAGCAGAUUUGCUGUCAGAUGUUGGGCCUUUAUCCUACAAACAGCUACCACUCUUAUUGUAUCAGAUCAGCGAUAAAUAUCGCGAUGAGCUUCGUCCCAAGCAUGGCGUAUUACGAGCGCGCUCCUUCCGCAUGCUAGACGCAUACGGGGCACACACACAAGAACAAGCCACAGAAGUGUACCAACGGGUAGGAGAACAGUAUAGAAGACUAUUUGAUACAUUGAGACUGGAUGUACAUAAAGUACCUGCGCCUUGCGGAGAGAUGGGCGGUUCAGAGUCACACGAAUGGCAGCUACCGGCGGCAGCGGGGGAAGACAGAGUGUCAAUAUGUGCAGUUUGUAGACAAGCUACUGUUGAGGAGAAAUGUCAGUGUGGGGGGAGCACUGAAGCUGUUAACAGUAUUGAGGUCGGGCACACGUUUAUCCUAGGCACUAAGUACAGCGAAGCGCUAGGUGCCAACUAUGUAGUGCCUAGCGGCCCCCCUCAACCGAUCGUCAUGUCUUGCUACGGUAUAGGAAUUACUAGAUUACUCGCUGCCAGCCUUGAAGCCCUAUCUACAGACACAGCUCUCCGGUGGCCUGAACCCAUUGCCCCAUAUCGAGCGAUUCUCAUAGGCCCUAAGGAAGGUUCCAAAGAGUGGUCGGUCUACAACUCGGAGCAAAUGCUAGGUCUGUUCGACAAGUUGUCUUCAUUGCCGGGGCUUCGUGGUGACGUCAUAUACGAUGACCGACACCAGAUGACCGUCGGCAAACGGAUACUCAUGGCCGACAAAAUGGGCUACCCUCUGGUGAUAGUUUGCGGUAAAGGAGUCUUAGAAACCCCACCACGACUCGAGCUGCAUUCUCAAGGCGAAACACAGUUGCUGACGCUAGGACAACUUAUGUGGGUGCUACAAGGGGGAAUGAGAAAGUUGCUAAUAAAAUGUAAAAUCAAUAUCCUACUUUAUGCCGAUGACGCAGCCUUUGUUGCUACCUCCGAAAGUGAGCUCCAGUUAAUGAUGGAUCAAUUCUCCAAGGCCUGUUCCCUGUUUGCCAUGUCCAUCAACACCAAGAAAACGGUUGUAUUAGCACAAGGUGUUAGUUUAGUCCCACAGAUUUUACUCAAUGGCACGCAGUUGGAGGUGGUUGAUCGGUUUUGCUACCUAGGUUCGACCAUAACUGACAAUCUCUCGCUCGAUGCAGAGGUUGACAUUCGCAUCGGCAAGGCAGCUACUACUUUCGGGAAGCUUCGUGCUCGAGUGUGGCAAAACAGACUCCUGACUACUAAGACCAAGGUACUGGUCUUUCAGGCUUCUGUAUUGAGCGUACUCUUGUACGGAGCCGAGACCUGGACGACAGGCGACUGCGUUGGCUGGGGCAUGUGCACAGGAUGGAACCCUCCCGUUUACCACGCCGUGUUCUUGUAG
Leguminivora glycinivorella is the source of this 1823-nucleotide messenger RNA. It is a transcript of the gene ProRS-m, whose product is annotated as probable proline--tRNA ligase, mitochondrial. The transcript has 11 exons. Gene Ontology annotation, cellular component: cytoplasm; mitochondrion. The coding region runs from base 66 to 1823 and encodes 585 amino acids. Gene Ontology annotation, biological process: prolyl-tRNA aminoacylation. NCBI's taxonomy places the organism in Eukaryota, Metazoa, Arthropoda, Insecta, Lepidoptera, Tortricidae. The record is from RefSeq and is a predicted model, not a curated record. Gene Ontology annotation, molecular function: ATP binding; proline-tRNA ligase activity.